Molecule: messenger RNA, 571 nt
Organism: Glycine soja
Lineage: Eukaryota; Viridiplantae; Streptophyta; Magnoliopsida; Fabales; Fabaceae
Product: cx9C motif-containing protein 4
Exons: 2
Coding region: 76-276 (66 amino acids)
Source: RefSeq, a predicted model, not a curated record
UUUGAUCCCUUUGUAGUCGAUAAAUGCGAUGUGAUCAAUCCCGAGGCGGCAUACGCACAGAAUCUUUGAGAGAGGAUGGCGCAGGCAAGCAAGGAGCCGUGCAAGAAAGAGGCUUGUGACAUUCAAGCUUGCCUCUCCAAGAACAACUUUCUUCCACAAAAGUGCCUUAAAGUUAUUGAACUGCUUGACUCCUGUUGUGCAAAAUGCGAUUAUAACUCAACUCACUGUGCUUCCCUCUCCGGACUUUUGAAACCGAAGCCAAAGCCUAAGAGAUGAGUUAUAUUUUCAGAUAAAUGAUGACCAGAAGGUUGCAUAUUCUUCUUCUGUCUACAGAAAAAUGGGAAGAGUAGUUGAGGGAGUGCAAAAAACAAAUGAAGGGCUAGUAUAUUUCUUUUCUUUAAUUUCUUUCAAAUUUGAAUUAUGAACGGCUUCACCGGUAUACCGCUGUAAUAUUCUGUUCCUCUACAUGCUUUGUCAUAGAAUCACGGUAUUGUAGAGUUUAGACAUAUUUUACUGUAAGUAAUAAUCAAUAAUAAAAGUGAAAACUAAUAUUUAUUAUUUGUUGUACCAA